AUGCAUCUUUUAAAAUUAUCGCCACAAAUAAAAAACACCUAUUGGAAUAUCCCGAAAAAGAAUUUCCGAACAGGCGUAACGCAAUUUGGAGAGAGAAAAAAAAAUCGCAUUUUGCAUUUGCAUACAUUUUGUAAAAGUACCAGUGGUGAUAUAAACCCUUUAUUUUUCGAAAACCAAAAGUUUAGUAGCAUUAAUAACAGAAAGGAGAUUAGGAAAAUGGCGACCCUAGUACCGCAGGUAGUGUCCCUGGACCCAACGACCAUCCCUAUAGAUUAUCACACCCCCAUAGAUGACCUAAACAUAGAGGUAAAGGAUAUCAAUAAGGAAACAUGCCACGCGGAUGAGGGCCUGAUCGUAUUCCUCCUGAACAGUGCUCCAAAGGAUAGCAGCAAGAGUGGUAAAGGCGAAAGUAGCGGACCCAUCAAAAUAAACACCCAUGUGAACGAUAAAACCAUUAAUGAAUUUUUAAAAGAAGGAAAUAUGGAAAACUUCACAGGAAAGAUAGGAACGAGUAAAAGCUUCUACGUUGCCAAUGAUAAGAAGAAGUAUAUCAGCCUUGCGUACGUCGGAUGUGGUGCUGCGCAUGAAGAAACGGAAUUGGAAAUUAGGAAAAUAGCAAACGCACUAGCGAUCAUGUUGCAUGAACACAAGAAUAAAAAGGUUUCCAUCGUAUUUGAGAUAAAAUUAGAAGAAAAUUUGUUUAGAUUUUUCUUGGAGCAUUUAUUUUACGAAUACGUGACGGAUGAGAGAUUCAAGUCUGCAGACAAGAGUACCAACAUGGAUUAUAUUAAAAGUUUAUCCUUGUACAUGGCAAAUGCUGAUAUUUAUAAGGGACAGAUAGACAAAGCACGUGUGUAUUUUUAUGGUACUUACUACGCAGCACAGUUGAUCGCAGCUCCAUCGAACUAUUGUAAUCCAGUUUCCUUAUCCAAUGCAGCUGUGGAGUUAGCCCAGAAGGUAAACCUGGACUGCAAAAUUUUAGAUGUCAAACAAUUAGAGGAACUUAAAAUGGGUGCCUACCUAUCAGUCGGAAAGGGAAGUAUGUAUCCAAAUAAGUUUAUCCAUCUAACGUAUAAGGGUGCCCAUAAAGGAGAUAAACAAAAUAAGGUAAAAAAAAUUGCACUGAUAGGAAAAGGAAUAACCUUCGAUUCAGGAGGAUAUAAUUUAAAAGCUGCUCCAGGAUCCAUGAUAGAUUUGAUGAAGUUUGACAUGAGUGGUUGUGCAGCUGUGUUAGGAUGUGCCUACUGUAUAGGUACCAUCAAACCAGACAAUGUAGAGGUUCACUUCCUAAGUGCAGUAUGUGAAAAUAUGGUUUCUAAAAAUUCCUAUCGCCCUGGUGAUAUCAUCACAGCUUCCAAUGGAAAAACUAUAGAAGUAGGAAACACCGAUGCAGAGGGAAGACUAACCUUAGCUGAUGCUUUAGUGUAUGCAGAAAAGUUAGGCGUGGAUUACAUAGUCGAUAUUGCCACCUUGACUGGAGCCAUGUUGUACUCUCUAGGAACCAGUUAUGCUGGUGUUUUUGGAAACAACGACCAGUUAAUAAAUAAAAUUUUACAUUCUUCCAAAACGUCUAAUGAACCUGCCUGGUGGUUACCCAUCAUUAAUGAAUACAGAUCCUCCCUAAAUUCUAAGUAUGCUGACCUGAAUAAUAUUUCUUCUAGUGUGAAAGCUUCCUCCGUUGUGGCUUCCCUAUUUCUGAAGGAAUUUAUCGAGAAUACGCCCUGGGCACAUAUAGAUAUUGCGGGAGUGUCAUGGAACUUCAAGGCGAGAAAACCCAAGGGUUUCGGUGUCCGCUUGUUAACUGAGUUCGUCCUCAAUGAUGCCGUGUAA
Molecule: messenger RNA, 1830 nt
Organism: Plasmodium coatneyi
Lineage: Eukaryota; Apicomplexa; Aconoidasida; Haemosporida; Plasmodiidae
Product: Leucine aminopeptidase
Exons: 1
Coding region: 1-1830 (609 amino acids)
Biological process (GO): proteolysis
Cellular component (GO): cytoplasm
Molecular function (GO): manganese ion binding; metalloaminopeptidase activity
Source: RefSeq, a predicted model, not a curated record